GCAAGCCAUACCUCUCAUAACCACACAAUCCCAACCCAACCACGACCAUGAAGCUCUCCCUCACCGUCUCUAUCCUGACCAUCGCCGGCCUCGUCGCCGCCGUGCCCGCCCCUCAAUCCGACUCGCAGACCCUUGAGAACCAAGUCAAGGGCGUCGCCGCUCAGACCACCUCUACCACGAGCGAGAGCACGGUCGACCAGUCGCAGUGCAUCGCCCCGGUGCUGUGCUGCGGCACCUUGACCACUCCCUUGGACCCGCUCCUGGACCCCAUCCUUGCGGAUCUGGACAUCAACGCUGGCAGUAUCGUCGGCUCCGUUGGUCUUCUCUGCAAGCCUUACGACACCACCUGCACAACGAAGCCGCAGUGCUGCUCCGAAGUGAACCUCUUGAACGGCGUUCUGGCACUGGGCUGCUCUGCUCUGGAGCAAUAG
This is a messenger RNA of Aspergillus fijiensis CBS 313.89, 431 nucleotides long. Its product is annotated as hydrophobin family protein. Bases 48 to 431 code for a protein of 127 amino acids. The record is from RefSeq and is a predicted model, not a curated record. Gene Ontology annotation, molecular function: structural constituent of cell wall. Gene Ontology annotation, cellular component: fungal-type cell wall. Lineage: Eukaryota; Fungi; Ascomycota; Eurotiomycetes; Eurotiales; Aspergillaceae. The transcript is spliced from 3 exons.